UAAGACAAGUGCGCAGUAAAGAGUUUUUCGGCGGGUCACGUGGUUAGAGCAUGGCUUCUUGUUGUUCCCGCCCCCCUGGCUUAGUGUGACCAGCAGUGGAGAAGCAAGAAGCUGGCUGAUUAGGACUGCUUCAGCUGACGCCGGGAUAUACCACCUGAAUCCGCUCCUCAGAAACCGCCAUAAAGUUGUAAAGACGACAACUCUUGGCAAUGGCUACGGAUAGUGUUUGUGCUGUUGCCAUAUCUAGUGGUUCAGCCACUUCUGCUUCAGUUGCACCUGCAGACGCUGCUGUCUGUUGCACCACCAACACCAACACCACUGCUGCGGUUGAUAAGGACACCGAUGACACCCAGACAACACCUGAGACACCUUCGCUGACUGCAGACCUUGAUGCUGUUACUGUGGUUACUGUAGAGCCAGUCGCCGAUGUUGACAUCGAGGCAGAAGAGGCAGGAGAUGAACUGCCGACUGAAGCUUACGAUGAAGAGGACUGCAACAAGGAUGGCUCAAGUCUAAGUGAUCAGAUGUUUGUUUUCGGCUCAACAGAAUUACUUGACGACACACAGUCUUCUUGUCGUUUCAAGGUCUUGGAAUAUGACCAAUUGAUGCGACUUGUGGAAGUGAUGGAGGCAUCCAUACCAAUCCAUGGUCGUGGCAAUUUCCCUACCCUUGAUGUUAAACUGAAGGAUCUCAUCCAACUGGUUCGCCAAAAGCUGAAAUCUGAAGGGGUCCAUGUUCGAGAUAUGCGUCUAAAUGGCGGUGCUGCCAGCUAUGUCUUAGAGACAGAUACUUCUCAGACUUAUAAUGACUUGGACUUGAUAUUUGGGAUUGAUCUCUCCAACCAGAAUGAACUUCAAAAAGUGAAGAAUUGUGUUCUUGGCUGCCUCUUAGACUUUCUGCCAGCUGGCGUCAGUAAAGACAGGAUGUCCAGUUGCAGCUUGAAAGAAGCUUAUGUUCAGAAAAUGGUAAAAGUGUGCAAUGAACAUGGCGACCGUUGGAGUUUGAUAUCACUCUCGAAUAAUAAAGGUAAAAAUGUGGAGCUUAAGUUUGUGGACAAAAUGAAACGUCAGUUUGAAUUUAGUGUUGAUUCCUUUCAGAUAAUCUUGGACAGUUUGUUAACGUUCUACGAAGUUUCCAACACUCCGACCAGCGAACAUUUUUACCCAACUGUGAAAGCCGAGAGUGUGUAUGGGGACUUUUCACAAGCCUGGUUCCACUUAACUGAAAAGCUAAUUGCCACACGAAACCCAGAAGAGAUCCGGGGUGGAGGCUUGCUGAAAUAUUGUAACCUGUUAGUGAGGCGUUACACACCAGCUGGCAACGUGGACAUCCGUGCCAUGGAGCGCUACAUGUGUUCUAGGUUUUUCAUAGAUUUCAGCGACUUGUCGCAACAAAAACAGAAGCUGGAUGCUUAUCUGGCAAACCAUUUUAGUGGUGAGGAGGAUCUGAAAUAUGAAUACUUGAUGACGCUCUACCGAGUGGUUGACGACAGCACAAUCUGUUUGAUGGGCCAUGAACGAAGACAGACACUAAAUCUUAUACAUCAAUUGGCUUGUGAGAUCCUGCUAGAACAGGAACAGAAAGCACAGAGUAAAUACCUUCAACUACCACAGUUUGACAACUUAAAUAAUUUGAUUUUGGACCAAGUAUUCUAUGGACCUUACAAUAACUCCAGUGGCGGCAGUCAGUACUACAGUUAUUUACCAUUUUAUCAAGUAGGCAAUAGUUCCAUCUCCUCGUGUCCACUUUGUCCACAACCCUAUUUACAAUGUUCCUAGCCUCAUCCAAACACACACACACACACACACACACGUAUAUACAUCCUUAACCACAUUCUCUCCCUUACACACACACACACACACAUGCCCAUCCCUACACUUCACCACUUCCAUCUCUGAACCCACCCCUACCCCUAUAAUGGCAGAGCUCCAUAUCUUUUUCUUUUUUUUUUUAUGAAUUUGUUCUUAUUUGCUCAUUUCUACUUUUACUUCUCCUGCCCCACCACCACAUUAAAAAAAGAAGAAAAUGGACCCUCAGCAGGGUCUACCUCACACUUUUCACCUGGUCCCUCUGCCCCUUUUUUGUUUCACU
This is a messenger RNA of Octopus bimaculoides (California two-spot octopus), 2091 nucleotides long. Its product is annotated as terminal nucleotidyltransferase 5C. Lineage: Eukaryota; Metazoa; Mollusca; Cephalopoda; Octopoda; Octopodidae. Gene Ontology annotation, molecular function: RNA binding; poly(A) RNA polymerase activity. Gene Ontology annotation, biological process: mRNA stabilization. The record is from RefSeq and is a predicted model, not a curated record.